Messenger RNA from Chiloscyllium plagiosum (whitespotted bambooshark), 5607 nucleotides. RefSeq names its product dual oxidase (gene duox). Gene Ontology annotation, biological process: response to oxidative stress; defense response; superoxide anion generation. Gene Ontology annotation, molecular function: calcium ion binding; peroxidase activity; heme binding. Gene Ontology annotation, cellular component: NADPH oxidase complex; plasma membrane. The record is from RefSeq and is a predicted model, not a curated record. Lineage: Eukaryota; Metazoa; Chordata; Chondrichthyes; Orectolobiformes; Hemiscylliidae.
UUUUUCAUUUCCCCGGCCCCUGAACAUCUCUUCCUUCCUGGUAUCAAUGCAAAUUGCUGUCCCUCCCCACCCUCUACGUAACGCUGAGACCUCCCUCACCUGGACUGCACAGUCCCCAGGUCGGCCUUCUCUCUCUCUCUCCACCCCUAAACCCGUCCAAAUUUCGGGUGAACGGGCGACAGCAGACAACUGCGUGAACUGUGAGCGCCGCGGGCCGUCCACGCUCUGUCGCUGAACGACUUGGAGAAACAUCUGGGGUAUCAGUGCCCCAUCAAAAUGAAGAAAAUGACACCAAUGCACCUCUGGAUAGUGCUGGUCACUGCCUGGAUUCACCUCCCCCACAUUCCAAUCACAUCUGCUCAGCAGAAUAUCAACUGGGAGACACAGAGAUAUGAUGGAUGGUAUAACAACCUUGCCUUUCAUAGCCGAGGAGCAGCUGAAUCACCGUUUAUGCGCCGGUUGCCUGCUAGGUAUGCAGAUGGGGUGUACCAGGCUUUGAGUGAGCCCAAAGUACCGAAUGCACGAAUCCUCAGUAAUAUCAUAUCAAAUGGAUCAUCAGGACUUUCAUCCAUCACGAAUAGCACGGUGCUGAGUGUUUUCUUUGGAUACCAUGUAAUGUUUGAGAUUUUAGACACAAGGCAUCCUGCCUGUCCUCCUGAGUUUCUGGAUGUUGUGAUUCCGCAUGGCGACACGGUAUUCGAUCCCAAUGGGACAGAGAGUGUGAGGCUGCUGUUUCAACGCAGCGGGUGGGAUCACCAAUCAGGGCAUAGCCCCAACAACCCGAGGAACCAGGUCAAUGAAGUUACCGCAUGGAUAGAUGGAAGCUCCAUUUACGGAUCGUCCCAUUCUUGGUGUGACGAGUUACGGAGUUUCUCUGGUGGCCGACUUGCUUCGGGCUCGGACCCACUGCUUCCGAAACCAAGCACUGGAAAGUUGCCUAUGUGGAAUCACCCUGAUCCAGCCACUGGCCAGACUGGCCUUCAAGGAUUUUACGAUUUUGGAAAUGCAGCAGCCAAUGAAAGCCCAUUCAUCAUGGCAGAGAGCGUCAUUUGGUUCCGCUAUCACAAUUACCUGGCUUCUCAGUUUGAAGCUCAGAACUCCUCAUGGUCGGAUGAAGAUAUAUUCCAGCACGCCAGAAAGUGGGUGAUUGCCUCGUUCCAGAACAUUGUACUUUAUGAGUGGUUACCAAAAUACCUGGGAACAAACAUAUCUGAUUAUACUGGGUACAAGACGUUUGUUGAUCCUGGCAUCUCGCCCGAGUUUCAAGCUGCUGCCAUCAGAUUUAGUGCCAGUCUGGUACCUCCAGGGGUUUACAUGAGAAACAGGACUUGUGCAUUCCGUAAUGUCACCACCAUCGACAACAGGGGGUCUCCUGCACUUCGAGUGUGCAACAACUUCUGGAGAAGACAGAAGGCAAAUCUUCAAACCGGAACUGAUAUGGAGGAGCUGAUUUUUGGGAUGGCAUCUCAAAUCGCUGAGAAAGCAGACAAUAUUAUUGUGGAAGAUCUCAGAGACUACAUGUACGGGCCGCAGAGAUUCUCUCGAUCUGAUCUGAUGGCUCUCACCAUCCAUCGUGCCCGGGAUAAUGGUCUCCCAACGUUUAACACUGUGAGACGCGCCUUCCAACUUGCACCAAUUAACAACUGGACUGACCUUCAGCCCACAGCCGAGAAACAGGAGCUCUUCAGUAAGUUGGCCCAGGAAUAUGGCGACAUAUCUGAGCUCGAAUUGUGGCCAGGUGGACUGCUGGAGAGUGAUGGGGCGCCAGGAGAACUCUUUACUCAAAUCAUCGUCGAGCAGUUCCAACGCAUACGAGACGGAGACAGAUACUGGUUCGAAAAUCAUCAGAAUGGAUUAUUUACAGCUGAGGAAGUCGAUAGCAUUCGAAAUAUUACCUUCUUUGAUGUCCUGGUGAAAGCCUUAAACACAACAGAGAAUGAAAUUCAGAAGGAUGUGUUUGUACGGAAAGAUGGUGAUCCCUGUCCCCAGCCAAAGCAGUUGACCAUCGAUGACCUGGAGCCUUGUGUCGGAGCGACGCGUUUAGAUUAUUUUGAGGGAAGUGGAGCUGGCUUCGGGAUUAUCAUCGUCAUACUCUGCUGUCUCCCGCUAAUCUGCCUGAUCCCUGCGUAUGCUGUAGCUUAUUACCGUAAGACACAGUUUAAGAAACUUCAACGAAGGAACAGGCACGAGUCCAUAAUAAAGAAGAUUGAACACGGAGCAGGAAUAAAAGCCUGUGAGUGGCAAGGACCCAAUGAAGUGCUCCGACCAGUGGAUAUAUACUUUGAUGUCAAAGGCUGCAUCAAGGUCCUGGAUAGUAAGCGGUCUCCCAUCCGCAUCAUUCAUCUCACCAAGGACAUUGACAUUAUCAAAUCAAACAAUGACCAAAGGAUCCUGAUGAUUAAGGUUCCCAAAGAGUAUGAUUUGGUUUUGUUCUUUGAUGCAGAAGAGGAUCGUUAUGAUUUUAUUGAACAGCUGAGAGUUCAUCUACAGGCCAAUAAUACACAACUGAAUCUGAAGGAAAUGAGUCAGAAAGCCAUCUUAAAGGAAGCAGUUACUAAACAGCAACGAAGCAAGAUCUUGGAUACAUUUUUCCGACGAGUAUUUGCGCAGGUUCUGGAAAUUGACAGGUCAGAUGCUGGCGAUUUCACCACAGAAAUCUCACGCAAGACAAAAGAGUCCCUGAACUGUGAGCUGACCCGGGUGGAGUUUGCUGACGCGUUGGGAUUGAAGGACGAUUCCAUGUUUGUGGAGCAGAUGUUUUCACUGGCAGACAAAGAUGGGAAUGGUUACCUGUCCUUCCGAGAGUUCCUUGAUAUUCUCAUCAUAUUCAUGAAAGGGUCACCUGAAGAGAAGUCAAAGCUCAUGUUUCGGAUGUAUGACGUGGAUGGAAAUGGGUUCCUGUCGAAAAGUGAAUUCUCUGUAUUGUUGAGGUCCUUUAUUGAGAUCUCCAAUAACUGCUUAUCAAAAGCCCAGGCGGAAGAAGUUAUGGAUUCACUCUUCAAGGAGGCAGGAUUCCAGGGCAAGGAAGACUUAACCUGGGAGGAUUUUCAUUACUUGUUCCGGGAUCACAGCGAUGAGCUGGAGCUUGCUAAGCUCAAUGUGAAAGGUAUGGAUAUUCGAGAGAAACCAAACAAGUAUCACAGAGUCUCCUUCCUCAAAGUAAACCCAUACAAAAACAUGCAGGAGUCUGCUGUGGAAAAUAUUGGACAAGAGUUCCGAAACCGAGUCAACAAGAAAUCUCCUCACCAUCGCCCCAGGCCCUACACUGAAGCAAAGCGGGAAAAGUACAAUCGGAGCAAAGUGCACCAGAAAGUUCAACAGUUUAAACGUUUUAUUGAGAACUACCGGCGUCACAUAGUUUGUGUUCUGAUCUUCUACGGUAUAGCAGCUGGCGUGUUUGUGGAACGAGCCUAUCACUAUGCAAUUGGUGCAGAGACGACUGGGAUCCCACAAACUACAUACAUUGGCAUUAUCAUUUCACGUGGCUCAGCAGCCAGCAUCUCCUUCAUGUACUCCUACAUCCUCCUUACGAUGUGUCGUAACCUCAUCACUUUCCUGCGUGAAACCUUCCUCAACCAUUACAUUCCCUUCGAUGCUGCUGUGGACUUCCAUCGUUGGGUUGCAAUGUCGGCUGUUGUACUUGCAAUUUUACACAGUGCUGGACAUGGUGUGAAUGUCUACUCAUUCUGUGUCAGUUCCCUCAGCAGCCUUGCCUGCCUGUUCCCCAGUGUGUUCUUCGAUGAUGGAUCAGAGCUCCCACAGAAAUAUUACUGGUGGUUCUUUGAGACGAUUCCAGGAAUGACCGGCGUUCUACUUCUUGUUGUCAUGGCGAUUAUGUACGUCUUCGCCUCACGCCAGCUCCGUCGGAUGAGCUUCCGAGCUUUCUGGGUGACUCACCACCUCUACGUCAUUCUGUACAUUCUGAUUCUCAUUCACGGGAGUUCGAAUCUGAUCCAACAACAGAGUUUCUACUUGUACUUCAUUGCGCCUGGACUUAUCUACUUGUGUGACAAACUCAUCAGCCUCAGCAGGAAGAAGAAGGAAGUCACAGUAGUCAAAGCUGAAUUGCUGCCCUCAGGUGUAACGUACCUUGAAUUUAAACGGCCCCAGGACUUUGAGUACAAGUCUGGGCAGUGGGUGCGUAUCGCAUGUAUAUCCCUGGGUGCUGAUGAGUAUCAUCCCUUCACACUGACCUCAGCCCCAAAUGAGGACACCCUCAGCCUCCAUAUUAGGGCAGUGGGGCCCUGGACGACAAAGUUACGAGAAACCUACUCACCGGAGAAUGUCGGAAAUCUCGGAGGCAACCCAAAGAUAUAUCUGGACGGGCCUUUUGGUGAGGGUCAUCAAGAAUGGAACCAGUUUGAGGUGUCCGUUCUGGUUGGGGGAGGCAUCGGUGUGACACCAUUUUCAUCAAUUCUCAAAGACCUCGUCUUCAAGUCAUCUAUGUUCAGCAAGAUCGCCUGCAAAAAGGUCUAUUUUAUCUGGGUGACUCGGACCCAGCGACAGUUCGAAUGGAUGGCGGAUAUAAUUCGUGAAGUUGAGGAGAAUGAUAAAAAUGAUCUGGUUUCUGUCCAUAUCUACAUUACCCAACUCGCUGAAAAAUUUGAUCUCAGAACUACUAUGUUGUAUAUCUGUGAGCGUCACUUCCAGAAAGUGUCAAACCGCAGCCUAUUCACAGGACUUCGUUCUAUCACUCACUUUGGGAGACCCCAGUUUAUACCAUUCUUCAACUCACUACAGGAGGUUCACCCAGAGGUGGGAAAAAUUGGAGUUUUCAGCUGUGGACCACCAGGACUGACCAAAAAUGUGGAGAAAGCUUGUCAGCAAAUCAACAAGAGAGACCAGGCUCACUUCAUGCAUCACUAUGAGAACUUCUGAACUUCUGAUCAACUGAAAAGAUAUGCAGGAAGAUCAUAAUUUAUCCUCGCAAAAUAUAAUCACAGGACAUUUAAUUACUCAUCUCUGUUUUUUUUGUAUCGAAUUUGUCUCAUUCUUAUCUCUCAAUCAUACAUUUCCUCCUCAUCUGAUUUCAACACAAUUCAAAAUUGAAGCCUCCAAAUUGUAUUGACGACAUUGAAUGUGAUCACAUGCUGUCCACCACUAGGUGGUGCCAUUGUUGAUAUUUAUUCUUCGAGGGAUUGGAGGACCAACAUAACUAAAUUCAAGUGAAGUCUACAUUCUCCUCAGUUGAGCGGUUAUUUUAAAAAUGAUGUUCUGUAGGUUUGAAAUGUUUUGCUCGACUUACCCUUGAAGAGCUCAACUAGAUCGUGUUGGGCCAAUGAGCUUAUGUGUUGUACAUGGUUCUUUGGAAGCAAAGGGGCUAAUGGAACAAGUAAGAUUUUCCUCAAUAAUUCUCAUCUUCAUCUGCCAUUCAGACUCUGAGAAGUUGCAUGGGUACUAAUGUCUUGAUAAAUCUUUGUAGGGUCAGACAGUCAUAUUCUACCAAGUGAAGAACGUUGAGGGAUUUGGAUAGCACCAAAGGUAGAUGUAUUCUUCUAUGAUUAAGACAGAAUACUAUAAUGAGGUGGGAGUGGGGAAGCAAUGGCCUAAUGGUAUUCAAAAUUUGUGAGAAGAUUUGUAGCUCGGGUGCUUGUUGUUGUGGUUCUG